ACAGCCCCCCUCUCCUCCCCCUCCCCCUCACUCAAAGUCUCGCGGUGUUUCCGAUCUCAUCUCGCAUCUCAUUAAGUCCGUCUCGCAUUUUUCCCUGGUCCAGAUUAACCCUUCGAUCCAGUUUUCGAUCGCAGCGGGGUUCGGGACGCUGGGUUCGGCUUCUUCCUGUCCACGUCAUCGGAUGUGAACUGGACUCCGAACCGAGCUCCGGUCCGGACGGCAGCGGCUCCAUUGUGCGUCACCCUUUCAGCGAACAUGGCAACCCCCGCCGCGGUCAACCCGUCCGAGAUGGGGAGUGAGCUGCCGGGGGCGGUGGCGAUGCCCGGGGCAGUGGGGUCUGGUCAGGUGAGGAUGGGCGGAGCGGCGCCAGGCCGAGGGGGGAAGAGGAGGUCAGCGGGAAUGGACUUCGAUGAUGAGGAUGGGGAGGGGCCAAGCAAGUUUUCAAGAGAGAACCACAGCGAGAUCGAGCGGCGCCGGCGCAACAAGAUGACCCAGUACAUCACUGAGCUGUCAGACAUGGUUCCCACCUGCAGCGCCUUGGCCCGGAAACCGGACAAGCUGACCAUCCUUCGGAUGGCCGUGUCCCACAUGAAGUCCAUGAGGGGAACCGGCAACACCUCCACCGACGGCGCAUACAAGCCCUCCUUCCUAACAGAGCAGGAGUUGAAGCACCUCAUCCUGGAGGCGGCGGACGGCUUCUUGUUCGUGGUGGCGGCAGAAACAGGACGGGUGAUUUAUGUGUCGGACUCUGUGACCCCGGUUCUGAACCAACCCCAGUCCGAGUGGUUUGGCAGCACCCUGUAUGAGCAGGUCCACCCGGACGACGUGGACAAACUGAGGGAGCAACUGAGCACAUCGGAGAACUCCAUGACAGGGCGCAUCCUGGACCUGAAGACAGGUACGGUGAAGAAGGAGGGCCAGCAGUCAUCCAUGAGGAUGUGCAUGGGAUCCCGGCGCUCCUUUAUCUGCCGCAUGAGGUGUGGUAGUGCCCCCCUGGACCACAUCUCCCUGAACCGUCUGUCCAACAUGAGGAAGAGAUAUAGGAAUGGGCUGGGACCGUCUAAGGAGGGGGAGGCUCAGUACUCCGUGGUUCACUGCACCGGAUACAUCAAAGCCUGGCCCCCAGCAGGUACCUGUGGCAGGUGUGAGCGGGGGGGUCCAUGAGGCGGGAAAAACCAUCGACAAGACAGAGUCGCUCUUCUCCCAGGAGAGGGACCCUCGCUUCGCUGAAAUGUACAGCGCCAUCUCUGGCUCAACAGAGAAGAAGAUGAUGGUUCCGUCCUCCACGGCUGGAGGACAGCAGAUCUACUCCCAGAGUUCUCCAUUCCAGCAGGGUCACACCGGAAAGAGCUUCAGCUCCUCUGUGGUCCAUGUUCCUGGAGUCAACGACAUCCAACCAUCCGGCUCCUCCUCCCAGAACCUGGCUCAGAUCUCCAGACAGCUGAACCCAGGACAGGUGGCGUGGUCGGGGAACCGGCCGCCCUUCUCUGGACAGUCCAGCAAGGCCCAGUCCAGUCCCUUCGGUAUCGGUUCCAGCCACAGCUACCAGACGGACCCCGCCUCCUACAGCCCCCUGUCGUCUCCAGCCACCUCCUCCCCCAGCGGGAACGCCUACUCCGGCCUGACAAACCGCAGCACCGCCUUUGAUGUGUCGGGGGACAGCAGUCAGAGUGGGGGGCAGUUCCAAGGCCGGCCCAGCGAGGUCUGGUCCCAGUGGCAGAACCAGCACCAUUCCCAGCCGGCCGGGGAGCAGCACUCACACACCAACCCCAGCCAGACAGAAGUCUUCCAGGACAUGCUGCCCAUGGCUGGAGAUCCCACACAGGGAGCAGCUAACUACAACAUCGAGGACUUCGCCGACCUCGGCAUGUUCCCCAACUUCUCGGAGUAGCUCCGCCUCCUCCUCGCUGCAUCCACGUCUUCUGUUUUCUGGAUCACAGGAACAUCUCAUCGCCGUCACGAGGAAUCAAAGACCAACAUUUGCUCUUCAUCCACCAACAAACUGGCACUUAUUGGGCGGGGGUUGGGCGGGGGGCGUCCUCGUGGCGGACCGGAUUCACCACAGGAUGGACAGAACCGACUGGAACAGAGAAACUUCAGCUUCAUCGGGCCGGAACGGACCAGAACCAUGUCCGGUCCUUCUCAGGUCUUCAGAGGGGAGGUGUGAAUGUUCUUCGGUCUGGGGGGGGUCUGGUGUUCCUCCAGGUUGAUGGUUGUUCAGAUGCAGUGUCCCUCGCUCUCCUCACCUUCUGCUGGGCCGGACAGAACCGGGCCGAGGAGGUCCGUCAUCCCUCGUUCUCUGAUCUGUAGACGACCAGAUGACGGGAAGAAUUCGGCCUCCUCAUGUCUCCUCCUCAUGUCGUUUCCUCAUGUCGUUUUCUCCUCAUGUCGUCACCUCCCCAUGUCGUCUCCUCCUCAUGUCGUCACCUCCCCAUGUCGUCUCCUCCUCAUGUCACCUCCUCAUGUCGUCUCCUCCUCAUGUCGUCUCCUCCUCAUGUCGUUUUCUCCUCAUGUCGUCACCUCCCCAUGUCGUCUCCUCCUCAUGUCGUUUUCUCCUCAUGUCGUCUCCUCCCCAUGUCGUCACCUCAUGUCGUUUUCUCCUCAUGUCGUCACCUCCCCAUGUCGUCUCCUCCUCAUGUCACCUCCUCAUGUCGUCUCCUCCUCAUGUCGUCUCCUCCUCAUGUCGUUUUCUCCUCAUGUCGUCUCCUCCUCAUGUCGUUUUCUCCUCAUGUCGUCACCUCCCCAUGUCGUCUCCUCCUCAUGUCGUCUCCUCCUCAUGUCGUCACCUCCCCAUGUCGUCUCCUCCUCAUGUCAUUCCUCUUCACCUCCUCUCUGAACCUCCAGAUUCCAGAGCUUCUGUGUUUCUGGUUCAGACCCGUCCGACUCUGUUCUGAACCACUGCGGACCUCUGCUGCCGGCUCCGUCCACUGAGGGGGGGGGGGUUGCACCCUGGUGAAGGGUCGUUGAAUGGGGGGGGUCUUCUUUUGUAAAUAUCCUGUUUUUGUUCUCCUGGUGUUCUGUCAGUGCUCGUUAAGCUCGUUAAGAUGUCUGUAUGUAGUUAGCUGGUUAGUAGCACCUGUAUGAGGUGUGUCAGUGUGACCAACCGUGAUCGUGACAAUAAAGUCUUCAUCCUGCAGA
Molecule: messenger RNA, 3138 nt
Organism: Oryzias melastigma (Indian medaka)
Lineage: Eukaryota; Metazoa; Chordata; Actinopteri; Beloniformes; Adrianichthyidae
Gene: arnt2
Product: aryl-hydrocarbon receptor nuclear translocator 2
Biological process (GO): regulation of transcription by RNA polymerase II
Cellular component (GO): cytoplasm; nucleus; aryl hydrocarbon receptor complex
Molecular function (GO): protein dimerization activity; DNA-binding transcription factor activity, RNA polymerase II-specific; RNA polymerase II cis-regulatory region sequence-specific DNA binding
Source: RefSeq, a predicted model, not a curated record